UUGUGGGUCCAUAAAAUGGAUGUCUUUUCAACUAAACAGAUUGCUAUCAGCCUCACAGAGCCGACUCAUGUUCCUUUUUGCCUGGUCAUUUCCUUUACCGAGUGUCUGUAAGAACCACCCACUCGGGUGUUUCUCAGGAUUAUAGGUUUUUUAGGUCAAACAGAAACCCUGGGAGCGCCCAACGCAGCCCCACACACGCGGUUACAUUAUGCACCGGCUGGGUGACAUCGACCCUGCCGCUGUGGUGUGUCCUGGAAGCUGUUGUGCCUGAUUUGCAGAGAUUCUCUCAGAGUGCGGCCAGCGGCGACCAGCAGCACAGGGUAAGAGCACGGCUCUGAAAUCCUGAAGCCUUCCUGGUGGGCUGAAGGCUGCACGUGGGAAUCCCUCCAUUCAUUUCAGAACCAGUGGGCCCUGCUCGCUUGCAUCCUUUGUCAUCCUCGGCCCCCAUGAUGGACAAGACACGGGAGCCUCCGGCCAUGACUGUCCACCUCCUGGCCAACUCCGGGCAUGGCUCGCUUCUGCAGCAAACCCUGGACCAGCUCCUGGACUGCAUUUGCCCAGAGGUCCGUGUCUUUCUGGUGUCUGAGCGGGUCAGUCCAGUGAAAUACUAUGACAAAUGCCACUCCAAGCGGUCCCGCUUUCCGGGGAUGUCUGUUCUGCUCUUCCUGCAUGAAAGCCUCGGAGAGGAGCGGCUGUUUCGCGUCCUUGACUCCCUACAGCAUUGGCCGUGGCAGUGCUACCCCACCCAGACUGUGCAGGGAAGACCGUGCCCCUAUAUUCUUGCCAAUCAGGAAUUCUAUAGUCUGGACAACCAGAUGCCCGUCUGGGGCGUGAGGCAGGUGCACUGCGGCACCGAGAUCCUGAGAGUGACGCUCUACUGCAGUUUUGGUAACUAUGAGGAUGCCAUCAGGCUCUACGAGAUGAUCCUGCAGAGGGAAGCCACCUUGCAGAAGAGCAGCUUCUGUUUCUUCGCGCUCUACUCCACCGAGAGCUUUGCCCUGCAGCUCUCACUGAAGCAGCUGCCCCCUGGAGUGUCGGUGGACCCCAAAGAGGCUUCAGUGUUGCAGUUCAAGGUUCAAGAGAUUGGCCAGUUAGUGCCUCUUCUGCCCCAUCCGUGCGUCCCCAUCAGCCACACCCGGUGGCAAACACAGGACUAUGACGGCAACAAGAUUCUACUUCAGGUCCAGUUGAAUCCAGGACUUGGUGUUAGGAAUGGUGAGCUUGCCUUUCUGAAUGGCACCUCGGGAGCUGACACGCUCCCCCAGGGCUCCAGGCUGACCCCUGUCUCUGCGAUUAGGACCCUAGAGCCGAGAAGCCGAAGGAGCCGGGGCAGGAGGUUCAAGGUAGGGUCGGUGGAGCGGCCUGAGCCUGGUGGGCGGACAGCGUCAGACAGCGCUAGUGGCACUCCGUGGAAAAGCCCUGGCCGCUCAGCCCAGCCCAGCAGCCCAGCUACGGACUCCCAGCUGCCUCUGCCUUCUCUCCACCUCGAACCCGGGGCCAGAAUAGAGGUCCUCAGACGGGAAAACAGCUUUGAGAAGCAAGAGGCAGAGACGAAUGUUGACACAGGAUUCACCGUGGUCAGCUCUGGACCCAGGCAAUCUUUUCUGAGCAGAUUUCCAAGGGAUCUUUGGACCCACCAGCCACCAUCCUGCUUGUCAACCUCUUCCUUAGGGGCAGCUGCUUCCAAAAACAACAGAAUCUUUAAGGAAAGCAUUCAUCCUCUGUCACUUGCUGACCAAAGGGACCUUUGUUCCAGGACGAUAAUCUCAAAAUGUACCCUUCCUCUGCCAGUCCAGGGUGAAGAAAAAGAUGCAGAAGAAGAAUUCUUUAUAUAGCAUAAAACAACUGUGGUUUUCUAAAAUACAAAAUCAAAUAGAAUGUUCUAGAAAUGGAGCACUGACCCAGAAUCAGCCUGUCUCUUGUUCAUCUGAGGGGCUCUAAAUGCUAGCCAUGCACAGAUCUGUAUCACUUUUAUUUCAAAUGUUCAAAGUCUAGCAGUGCUGGUGAGUGGUUGUUUAUUUGCCGUCAUGGUCAUAAGGGAACACAGCCAACACACAGGGAAAAAGCCCAAUGCCUCACGUCCUUGGAGACACACUAACACAGCUGGGUGUGUUGAGUUCAGUACCUAUCAGGAUAAUUGCAUUAUAUGCAAAUAAGUCGGAUGUGUUAUGCAAUGCUGAUUAGAGUCUGUAAUUUGGUUUUAACUUUUACUUGCAUUGCAUUGUUCAUCCCCCUGGGCAGCAUGGGCUAUUUAUUCUUUAGUGUUUUUUAGUUUUUAUGUGACCUCAUUUGGUAACUAGGCCCUGUUCACCACUCACCUCUAGUGACUUUUGCCUUUAAAGUUGUUUGCAUCUGGAAUGAGUUAACAUGCAAAGUGUUUUGAACAUUACAAACAUUUCUCUUUUUCUCCUGUUUAAUGAGCAGCAACCCUGGAAACCAAAAAAAUCAAGUUAAAAAUGAAAGCUAGGCUCUAGGGGGUUUUCCGGCUCCUCCAUUUCUUGUUUGUUUCCGCACUACCCCAGUGGGGCCCAUGGUUCAUAUAAUUAAGCAGAGAGGAGUGGAAUGUGAUUGGAUGAUUUGAGAUCUCCAAUGAGCGUGGCAGGAAGAUUGCAUUGGUUGGGUCACUGGAGCCGGACUUGGGUUUUUUUGGCCAUGUUCAAAUUCCCGAAUUCCUUUGCAGUACUCGUUCAUUUAUUCAUUCAUUUAUACGUCCAUUCGUGCAACACAGUGUACAAAUACUUACCUUUGAAUAAGACAUUGGUAUAUGGUACACAUAUGUUCUGUGGCCAUCAAACCCAAAACUUAUUUAUGGUUUCACUGUAUCACAACUCCAUUCUAUCAAUUCUUAAGAACAGGUGGAAGUUCAAACUUAUUUCUCUGGGAAACUUUUCCACAGCUGAUUACCACACUUGCUGCACAGGCUGUGGUAAGAAUUCACAGCCUGUGGAUGGAGAUUGGGCAUAUUAUGAAUUGCAAUUAUAAUCAUAAUGGACGAAUUCUUAGUUGCUCACAUGAUGUAUUAUUUGGUUGGGUCUAUACACACAUUUUUUAAAAAUCUGAGGGCUGUGUGUUUCAGUUGCUUUACAAGGUUAUUUGACUCCAAGAACUCCAUUUUCCAGAACAGAUGUUAUGUGACUAUAAGUGCUGAUUUAGCCGGGUCUUUUGGAGACCCCUAUACUGAGUAGACCUAAUUGGAGAGAAGGAUGAGUUCAGGCUUAAGCAUGAAUCUCAUGGCAGCAAGACUGGACUGAGUUUGUGUGCUCUGUCCCCCUAAAAGACUAGGAAUGGAAAAGAGCUGCAAAUGGACGAAGACAAGACUUUUAAACGGAUUUCUGUCCUUAUACUAUCAGUACAUUCUUAUCCCCAUGUUCUUUCUUUCCCUCAGAUUAAAGUUAGAUCUUAGAAUGUGGAAUGAAGAACUUACUUUUGGUAUGGUUUUCUAUAAUAAGAGUUAAAAAAAAAUGAAAGUCUUAUUUCAGUUGAAUUAUUGAGCUGCUUUGAAAAGCACAGCAGGCGGUUUUGAAGUUUCUUUCCGACUUUUUUGAGGUUAUCUAAUUCCUUUAACAUAAUACAUGGGUAGGAAUAUAAGUACAUGGAAAGCAUAAAGAAUAGUGAGGAAUUUGAAUGAGUAACUUACAAAAUUGACUUGUAAAAUAAGACUGUACUCUUUUUUUUUUUCUUUUUGCGGUAUGCGGGCCUCUCACUGCUGUGGCCUCUCCCGUUGCGGAGCACAGGCUCUGGACGCGCAGGCUCAGCGGCCAUGGCUCACGGGCCCAGCCGCUCUGCGGCAUGUGGGAUCUUCCCUGACCGGGGCAUGAACCCGCGUCCCCUGCCUCAGCAGGCGGACUCUCAACCACUGCACCACCAGGGAAACCCUAGACUGUACUUUUAAAAUGUACUCUAUUGUAUCCUCCUACUCACUAUAGGAAUCCAAUUUACAGCAUGAUGGGAUGGAAAUGCCAGUGGGCUAUGUGACAGAGGCCCAGAUUUUGGUCUCAGUUUAAAAUUUACUAUUUAUAUGUGAACUUAAACUCUUUGAUCUUCUGUUGCCUUAUCUUCUGUACUAAGGUUGUUAGGAAAAUCAAGAUUAUGCAUAUGAAAGCAUUUGGAUACUCUUAAACACUGUAAAUAUGUAAGAUAUUAUAAUCACAAAUGGUCCUUCCGACCCACAUUUUUAAAAUGUCUUAACAACAAAGGAUUUUUUUUGAAUCAACUUUUAGUGAAAGCAACGCUACAAUUAAAAAAAAGAAAUCCAACUCUCUAAGAGUUUUACUAUGUGUGUCAUUUAUGUUUACACAUCUAGGAGGAAAAUUAUGGAUAGAAAGGAUCAAAUAGAUCCUUAAGUUCAAAAGAGAUUUUAUAUAUAACAGGGACAAACUUAUGAACUAGUUUAAUCCAAAUUAUCAAAUUAUCCAGACUCUUUACUUAUACUGUAUUUUUAAAAAUAUAUUUAUUCUAUUUUAUUUAUUUAUUGUUUCUGUCUGUGUAGGGUCUUCAUUGCUGUGUGUGGGCAUUUAUCUGGUUGUGGUGAGCGGGGGAUACUCUUCAUUGUGGUUCGUGGGCUUCUCAUUGUGGUGGCUUCUCUUGUUGUGGAGCACGGGUUCUAGGCAUGCGGGCUUCAGUAGUUGUGGCACGUGGGCUCAGUAGUUGUGGCGCCUGGGCUUAGCCGCUCCGUGGCAUGCGGGAUCUUCCCGGACCAGGGAUUGAACCCGUGUCUUCUGCACUGACAGGCAGAUUCUCAACCACUCUACCACCAGGGAAGCCCUAUACUGUAUAUUUUGAAAUGUAAAAUGUAUCACAAGUGACUCCUGAUGGUCAGAUAAUUUAAUAUUUUUAUAGGUAUAUUAAAACUAAGUUGCAUUACA
Lagenorhynchus albirostris (white-beaked dolphin) is the source of this 4865-nucleotide messenger RNA. It is a transcript of the gene FAM124B, whose product is annotated as family with sequence similarity 124 member B. Bases 447 to 1835 code for a protein of 462 amino acids. Gene Ontology annotation, cellular component: nucleoplasm. The record is from RefSeq and is a predicted model, not a curated record. The transcript has 2 exons. Lineage: Eukaryota; Metazoa; Chordata; Mammalia; Artiodactyla; Delphinidae.